Molecule: messenger RNA, 981 nt
Organism: Acanthamoeba castellanii str. Neff
Lineage: Eukaryota; Discosea; Longamoebia; Acanthamoebidae
Product: uroporphyrinogen decarboxylase
Exons: 2
Coding region: 1-981 (326 amino acids)
Biological process (GO): heme biosynthetic process
Cellular component (GO): cytosol
Molecular function (GO): uroporphyrinogen decarboxylase activity
Source: RefSeq, a predicted model, not a curated record
AUGGCGCAGCAGCAAAAGAAGGAUGAGCGAUUCGCGCCGCUCAAGAACGAUCUGAUCAUUCGGGCUGCGUUCGGGCAGAAGACGGAGCGGGUGCCGGUGUGGGUCAUGCGGCAGGCCGGGCGCUAUCUGCCCGAGUAUCACGAGGCGAAGGCCGGAGCGGAUUUCUUCACUGUCUGCAGGAACAAGGAGCUGGCAUCGACCAUCACGCUGCAGCCCGUGGAGCGAUUCCCUCUAGAUGCCGCCAUCAUCUUCACGGACAUCCUGGUAGUGCCACAGGCCCUAGGAAUGGAAGUGCUUAUGCUCGAGAAGGCCGGACCGCACUUCCCUCAUCCCCUCACCUCACCCGACGAUUUGGCCAAGCUCGAUGAGCCUUCGGCUGCUCUGGAGCGCCUCAACUACGUGUUCGAGGCCAUCACUCUCACGAGGGAGCGAUUGGCCGGACGCGUCCCGCUCAUCGGCUUCAGCGGUGCGCCCUGGACUCUCAUGGCCUACAUGAUCGAGGGAGGCGGCAGUAAGAUGUUCGCCAAGGCCAAGGCCUGGUUCUACAAGUAUCCCGAGGCGUCGCAUGCCCUUCUCCAGCGCCUCACGGACACAAUCAUCAUCUAUCUCGAAGGCCAAGUCGCGGCCGGCGCUCAAUUGCUCCAAAUCUUCGAUUCGUGGGCCAACGAGAUCGGCCCUGAUGUGUUCGCCACCUUCUCCAAGCCCUACCUCCUGCAGAUCGCACGAGCCCUCAAGGCCAAGCACCCCGAGAUCCCUCUCAUCGUGUGCUCGCUGCAGGGGAACCUCGACCCGUGCGCGCUCUACUCGUCGAAGGAGGUCAUACGGGAGGAGGUGCGCAAGAUGCUCCAGAGCUUCGGUUCGACACAAGGCCUCAUCGGCAAUCUCGGCCACGGUCUCCACCCCUCACACGACCCCCAGCUUGUGGGUGAGUUCAUCGAAGCUGUUCACGAGAUUUCUGAAGAAAUGAACCGAAGCGCUUGA